AGAAAACCACGGCUGGCGCUCCUCCGUGGACGCCAUCUACCGUGGACAAGAGCGGGGCUGCCCGUCUGCAGUGCAUCCAUAAAUGCCGGCACCUGCCUCAACCUCGACUGAUUCCUUCCUUGUGAGCUCUGAGCUGGUUGCUGCCGCCAGGAUUGGAGGAGUGCGCGCGCGCGCAAGUGAGCCAUCACUGAGCUGUGGACGUGAAUUGCGAUCAUCCGUUCUCGCUUUCUGGGGCUCGGCUGCUGUGGCCAUGGCGCCGCCGCCGCCGCCGUACGCGCGGGUGAUGGAGGACAUGGUCAAGGGCCGGGAGUACGCCACGCAGCUGAAGGCGCUGCUCCGGGAGUCGCCCGAGGCCAGCCGCCUCGUGGACCGGAUCCUGCACGCCAUAUCCCUCACCAUCCAGACGGCCAAGGCCGCGGCCGCCGCCGCUGAGGAGGAGGAGGAGGAGGAGGCGUCCGAGGUGCAGAGCGAGGUCACCUGCACCGGCAAGAGGAAGGCCGCUGGCGGAGCGGGCAAGAGGGCCGCCGCGUGUCGGAGGAGAGCCCAGCCAUCGUCGGUUGUGACGAAGAGCGUGAGGGAUCUGGAGGACGGACACGCGUGGCGCAAGUACGGGCAGAAGGAGAUCCAGAACUGCAAGCACCCAAAGGCCUACUUCCGGUGCACGCACAAGCACGACCAGCAGUGCGCGGCGCAGCGGCAGGUGCAGCGCCGCGACGACGACCCGGACGCCUACACGGUCACCUACAUCGGCGCGCACACCUGCCGGGACCCGGCCACCGCAGCCGACGACGAGCUCCACGCGGGGUCCCGCCUCAUCAGCUUCGCGGCGGCCAACGCCACCACGGCCAGCACCACCACCACCACCGGAAACGCCAGCAACCGGCAGGCCGGACACAAGGGCGCCGUGCUGCCUGCGGAGCCCCCGAGGCAGCUGGAGGGCGGCGGCGGCGGCGGCGAGCGGGAGCAGGAGCUGGAGCUGGAGGAGGUGCUUAGCAGCCUCACCCCGGCGGGGAGCUCCGCUGCCACGGCCGAGGCGGUGCGGACCGCCACGCCCGGCCCGGACCAGGGCGACGUGACGUCUGGCCUCCAGCUGCAGCAGCAGCAGCAGCACUGGUUCGGCGGCGGCGGCCUCUCGGGCGUGGCGCACUUGGGGUACGACGACACGUUCGAUCUGGAAGACAUUGUGUUCGGCUCCAUCACCGGCGGCAUGUAUGCUGCUGAGUACUGACGGCCGGACGACGACUGGUCGACCUGCUGUGUGUUGGAGGAGAGUAGGAGACGGUAGGUAGGGUGGAGUGGAGCCAGGGCAUGUUGAUGGAUCGAGCUGUGAAUAAUGGCCUAGUUUAGUUUGUAUUUAAUAUACGAUAUAUCUACUCUGUAAGAUUAUGCCGCGGGUCUUGUAGAUCAUGUUAAGUUCAGGAGCAGAAGCUUGGCCAACAGAGAACG
Messenger RNA from Zea mays, 1446 nucleotides. RefSeq lists its product as uncharacterized. Gene Ontology annotation, biological process: regulation of DNA-templated transcription. The record is from RefSeq and is marked validated. Bases 83 to 1228 code for a protein of 381 amino acids. The transcript is spliced from 3 exons. Gene Ontology annotation, molecular function: DNA-binding transcription factor activity; sequence-specific DNA binding. Lineage: Eukaryota; Viridiplantae; Streptophyta; Magnoliopsida; Poales; Poaceae.